GUUGAGCUUGAGAGCAUGAUACGAAUCUCCUUUCUUCCCUUGGCUUUCUUUUCAUAUUUUUCUCUCCACUUUGGUCCAUUGACAACUUCACAACACCUCCAAGAACACCAAAAUUCCUAACUCUUUGUUUUUUCCUCUAAUCCUCUCAUCUCUUCUCAAGAACAUACUUUUCAUACACGUAUCCUCUUAAAAAUUCCAAGAAAACACUUUUCACCCAUAUAUCCACCCAUCCUCAAGAACAACCAUCUCAUUGUUCCCACCAUCUCACAUAAGCAACUAAAUCAUACUGUCGGUAAGUAUAAGAAACAAUGGAAUCAAACUCAAAACGCCAGAGAAUUUCUUAUUCUGUGAAAAGCAAUAGGCAAAUAAAAUAUCAGGGUGGUGUUUCCUCAAGACGCCUGAACAUUUUGAAGGGAGUCAUAGUCCGCGAAAAGGAAGAUAGGAUCAGCAAUUUACCAUGCAAAGUACUUUGUCACAUCCUCUCAUUUCUUCCAACAAAACAUGCAGUGGCAACUUCUGUUUUAUCCACCAAGUGGAAGAAUAUUUGGGCUUUAGUCCCCAUUUUAGACUUUGAGGAUAGCUUAUUGUUACAUGAAGAAAACCUUAUCAAUAAACCAGUAGAAGAUUUGAGAGUGAGCUUCUCAAGUUUUGUGGAUAGAGUGCUCAUUCUACACAAUGCACCACGCCUACAUUGGUUUCGUUUGAAAUGUGCUCAAAAUUAUGAAUCCUCACAUGUCAAUGCAUGGAUUUACCAAGCACUACGGCGUCAUGUACAGAAGCUUCAUCUGUGUGUCCCCACUGUGUACGGUGAUCUUUUUAGAACUGAAUCACUGGUUUACCUAAAACUAGGCACGAACUUUGUGCUCAAUGUUCCUGCUUCUGUACUUUUACCAAGCCUUAAGACUCUCCAUCUGAAGUCAAUUGAAUUUUCAGAUGAUGCUUCGACACAUAAGCUUAUUUCGAGCUGCCCUGUGCUAGAACAAUUAUUUAUAGAGGAAUGUGGAAUGAAAAACAUACGUUGUUUUAACAUUUCUGCCCAUGCACUCAAGUGUUUGGCCAUGGAAUGUGCUAUAUUAGAUAAUGAAUAUGCUACAGAAUUCUGUGGGUAUAAAAUUGUUAUUGAUGCUCCAAAACUUGAAUACCUUAGACUAUAUGGUUAUGUAGCAGAAGGGUAUCAUUUUAAGAAUCUAAAGUCACUAAUUGAAGCUCAAGUGCAUGUGGAUUUAAGCACUCGAAGGAUAGAACAAAGGGACCGUGCUUAUUAUGGUCAAAAAGUGCUGGAGCUAAUCAAAGGUAUUCAUAAUGUCAAGGUCUUGCAUUUAACUGGUGAUUCUAUGGAGGCGCUCAUGUUAUCGGGUAGCAACCUACCUACACUGCAUAAUGUGAGCCAUUUGGAGAUAAAUGUUAACAAACUUGUUGGAUGUAUGUUUUUGCCGGACCUACUCAAAAGCGUGCCUAACAUACGAGCUCUUGACAUUGGAGAGUUUUUGUCGAAGUUUCUAUCGAACCGAAUCAGAAUUGUGCCUAAUGUAGCUCUCGCCUUAAGAGAGUUUCUAUGGAACCGAAUCAAAAGUGUGAUUAACAUACGAGCUCUCGACUUUGGAGAGGGCCUUGGAAGCAAGUGGGGAGUGGCGGAAUACAAGGGCAGUAUUUCCACAAUUAGCCACAACAUUUUUAAGAAAGCCAUAGUCCAAGAAGCCAAAGACAGGGUUUAUCAUAGAGAAAAGGAAGAGAAAGAUGGAAUCAACAGAUUACCGUACAAAGUGCUUUGCCACAUCCUAUCUUUUCUUCCAACAAAAUAUGCGGUGGGGACAUCCAUUUUAUCCACCACGUGGAAGAAUCUUUGGUCUUCAGUACCCAAUUUGGACUUUGAUGAUGAGUUAUUGUUACAUGGAAGAAGGCCUGGCAGUAAAUCAACACAAGAUUUGAGAGUGAGCUUCUCAAGUUUUGUGGAUAGAGUGCUUAAACUACACAACGCACCACGCAUACACAGGUUUCAUUUGAAAUGUGGUCAAGACUAUGAACCCUCACAGGUGAAUGCAUGGAUUUGCAGUGCAGUGUGGGGUAAAGUUCAAGAGCUUGAUCUCUGUUUCCCCAUGAGAAACUCUAAAUACUCUCUAUAUUGUGGCCUUUUUACAUCUGCAUCACUGGUGUACCUUAAACUAGGAACAAAAUUUGUGCUCAAUGUUCCUGCUUCCGUAUUUUUACGUAGUCUCAGGACCCUCCAUCUGAAUUCCAUUGAAUUUUCAGAUGAUGACUCAACUCAUAAGUUAUUUUCUAGCUGCCCUGUGCUAGAAGAACUGUCUAUAGUGAAAUGCGGAAUGAAGAGAAUACGUUGCUUUAAGAUUUCUGCCCCUAUAUUGAAGCGUUUAACCAUUGAAUGUGCUAUAGAAGAUGAAUAUAGUACGGAGUUCUGUGAGUACAAGAUUAUCAUUGAUACUCCAGCCCUUGAGUACUUUAGAUUAUAUGAUUUUGUGGCAGAAGGGUAUGAUUUAAAGAAUCUAAAGUCACUAACUGAAGCUCAAUUGCAUGUUGAAUUAAGCACUCCAAAGUUGGAACAAAAAGGCUAUGCUUACUAUGGUCAAAGACAGCUGGAGCUAAUGAAAGGUAUUUGUAAUGUCAAAAUCUUGCAUUUAACUGGCGAUUAUAUGGAGGUUCUCAAGUUAUCAGAUUGCAACCUGCCUACGUUACAUAAUGUGAGCCAUUUGAAGCUGAGCGUUAACAAACAUGCUGGAUGGCAGUUCUUGCCGGACUUACUCAAAAGCUUGCCUAACCUACUAGCUCUCUUCCUUCCAAUGGGGCUUGUACAUGAGCGGGGAGGAGAUUGCCAGUGGGAUCAACCUGAGUGGGUUCCUCGUUGCUUGUUGUCUUGUCUCAAGAAAAUAUUAAUUUGGCAAUUUCAGGGGCAGAAAGGUGAGUACAAGCUGGUGAAGUAUUUGUUGCAGAAUGCAAGCGUUUUAAGUGUAUUCAGUAUAAAAUCUCAUAAUAAUUUGACUAUAGAAGAAGAAUUGAAGAUUAGUAAGAAGUUGUUGUUGUUGCCAAGGGGCUCAAAGACAUGUCAGGUUGUAUUUUCAUGAUUCUACUUCCUAUUUUGUAUAAAAAUUUAUUAUCAUUGAAACUUUAUAAGGGUAAACAAAUACAAAACAGCACAACGGGGUCAUACAAUUUA
Quercus lobata is the source of this 3169-nucleotide messenger RNA. RefSeq lists its product as uncharacterized. Gene Ontology annotation, molecular function: protein binding. Lineage: Eukaryota; Viridiplantae; Streptophyta; Magnoliopsida; Fagales; Fagaceae. The coding region runs from base 309 to 3077 and encodes 922 amino acids. The record is from RefSeq and is a predicted model, not a curated record. The transcript has 8 exons.